AUGAGCAAAUCUCGAAUCCCGUCGAUUAGUGUCAAAAGACCUCAUGGGGCCAGUGAUUUGGAUUCUCAACUGCCUCGGUAUAAAAAAGCUGCUACGAAAAGCCCACUAGCAGAAAUCACGAAUACAGCAGGUUCAUCACCACAAGUUUUAGAUAUAAAUUGCAAUAUGUCCGCUAAGACGGCAUUCACACCCACGACGACUAGCCAUAGUGCUAGACUUAUGAAUAAGUACUAUUAUGGUGAUCCUCGGGUGAUUGAGGAGGUCAAGAGAAGGGAACGUAAGGUUUUGAAGGAUAUCCAGCAUUUCCGGAAAGGCAUCGAUGACAUAGAGAAAGAUAUGACAGAGAUGCAGAAAAGAACGAUACCAGAACUUCGAUAUGACCUGAAUAAAAAAGCAACCGUCUUUAAAGAUUUGCGAGCUGAUAUGUCGCAGAUUGAUACGAAGUUGGAGUUAUUAAAUAACAAAUGUAAUGUUAUGAGGGCAAAUAAUGAGUUAGCGCUAAAGAAUAUUACUUUAGAGCAGGACCUGGAGGUACAGAAGUUAGAGAAUGAGUUAGACCAGGAAAUUAAUACUAAAAGGGAAGAAUGGGAACUUAAGUUACUGUCCUUGGAGAACAUGAAACCAGAAGAAGGCCUGACUAAGGAAAUAGAGGAACUGAAGUUAGGAAAGGCUGCAUUAGAGCAUAAUUGGGAUGCAUUACAAAGAGCAAAUAUAGAGAAAUGCAAGGAAUAUGAAAAGACUUUGGAAAAGGAAUUUAGUGAGUUUAAAGAUCAAAAGAUGGCGCUGUUCCAAGAGCUUUCAAUCAAGUUUGAACUUCUAUCACAGGAACUAAACGACAAGCAAAUAUACGCUGACAAAAUUAGCGAUUCUAUAGAUGAGUGUAAGAUGGAAAAGGAAAAGGUAGAGAGAGAAAUUGAGGCAUGUAUGAAGGAGUUACAUUUAUCUGAAGGUAGUAUUCAUCCACUUGAAAAGCAGUCCAGACACUUGCAGGAGGAAUUAGAAAAUGAAAGAAAACAGACUGCUUUAGUCGCGGAGAAAACGGCAGAAGUGGAGGCUGAGCAUGAGUUCUUGUUUUCGAAAAUGGAAGAACAGCAGCUAAGUCGCAAGAAGAUAGAAAAUACAAUUGAAGAGCUACGCGGGUGCAUUCGCUGCUUUGCAUAUGUAGACGAUUCUGUGCUACCAUGUGCUGUUGAUUAUUCUUCUAGAACUAUUACAACCAGAGACUCCAAACAGUUUUCAUUUAGCAAGAUUAUUCCACAACAAAUUUUGUCUGCAGAGGACUUGUUCGAACAAGAGUGCCAGGCUUAUAUGGAUAUGUGCCUACAAAACCGCUACGAUAGCACCAUAAUAUCGCUACAGCAAGAUAAGGACAAUUCCAUAAUUAGUGUUUUCAUAAAAUGGUUAAUGGGACAAGUUUAUGAUCACGCGGAGUUUCAGUGCGUUAUGUUAUCCGAAAAGUCGGUGUCAUGCGAUAUGAUACUUCCUGGAAACAGUUCUCCAAACCAUUCCGAUAACAGCGAAAUUAAGGUGGUGAUCGACGACAAUUCUGUAGCUUUUGAAUCUAGAUCAGUGGUAAUUACCUCGAAAGAGAAUUCUCUGACUGUCAUCAACCAGUUGAAAAAGAAAACUAGUGAACAAAGUGUUAUUAUACUGAAGUUUAAAAUAUGGCAUGAUGAGCAAUCUUCACAUAAUGUACAUUUUGUCGACGUACCGAAAGAUAUGUCCCACUGCCUACAAAAAUCAUCCGCAUCGCCGGUGUCAUCGAACAGGUCAUCGUUGGCAUCGUUGGCAUCAUCGUCACCACUCUCAUCAUCUAGCUCUCCAAUCAGCGUUAUCCUACGUAAAUUGUUGACGAAUACAAAGCCACUUAUAUUGCUAUCACUAAAAUACGAGGACUACAGUUUGUUAGACAUCGCGCAACAAGUUAGUCGGCAGAAACGAAUUUCAUGUUAA
Molecule: messenger RNA, 1953 nt
Organism: Eremothecium sinecaudum
Lineage: Eukaryota; Fungi; Ascomycota; Saccharomycetes; Saccharomycetales; Saccharomycetaceae
Product: HER156Wp
Exons: 1
Coding region: 1-1953 (650 amino acids)
Molecular function (GO): microtubule binding
Source: RefSeq, a predicted model, not a curated record